AUGUAUCAAUCGGAUAAACUCAUAUGCGUCGGUACUAACUCGAUUGCCAGCGGAAGAGUUGCCAUUAGAAGAUUUGCUCGACUGAUUCAAAAACUCGGCUAUGAUGUCCAACUCAACAAAGUGACUGUCACUAACAUUGUUACCACAUUUUCACUCAAAUGUACUGUAAAUUUGGGUAACUUUGCGUCUUUCAUUGGUUUUAAGGCAUACUAUGACCCGCAAAGAUUUCCAUUACUGAUCAUCGAUUACGGCGGUAAAAGAAAACCAACAUUUUCCGUAGAGUUAAUGUUAACUGGUGUUAAAUCUAUUGUUCAGUUAAAUGAUUUAUAUUCAACAUUUUAUUUAGUUAUUUAA
This is a messenger RNA of Oppia nitens, 354 nucleotides long. RefSeq names its product TATA-box-binding protein 2-like. Gene Ontology annotation, biological process: DNA-templated transcription initiation. The record is from RefSeq and is a predicted model, not a curated record. Gene Ontology annotation, molecular function: DNA binding; RNA polymerase II general transcription initiation factor activity. NCBI's taxonomy places the organism in Eukaryota, Metazoa, Arthropoda, Arachnida, Sarcoptiformes, Oppiidae. The transcript has a single exon. The coding region runs from base 1 to 354 and encodes 117 amino acids.